AUGGAUUCUAAUUACGCUCUGUUUAUGAUGUACAUGCAUCCAGCCUCUGGCAGUCUCUAUGGUGUUGAUGGGACUACUGUGCUUGACGGCACCUGUCAGAGCGCUCUCAAAAAGCCAAUGCCUACCCGAUUGCUGCUCCCAACCAAGCCUGGCAAGACCGGACCUGGCUCCAUCAGCCACGACAUCUUCCUCAACAUUGUCGACAUGCUUGUUAAGAUAGCGCAGGAGGAAGCCAAGCCUUUGAGGUUCUGGGUCGUUUACAGCCCUAACAAAGAGGGAAGCGUUGCCCUCAGAGGUCGCGAUAACUCCUUUCACUCAGACAAGGCAGAGUGGUCCAUCUUCCAGAAGCAGCGUUUCUUUACCAUCCGCCUCCCUCUGCAGAUCUGCAGCAAGACCCGCAGCAUUGUUAACCAGAAGUUCCUUCGCUUCAAGGCCUUUGAGACCUGCUCCCAGGACCUGGCUGACGUCUGGAUCCUCCCCAAGGUCGACUACUUCUGCCUGCCUCUCUGCAGUAUCAACAUCAACCUCGCCGAGGCGCUCAGCAACUACCACGCCAACGCCGCUCUCCAGCAGAGCCAUUGCUCGCGCUACAUCCUCUACCAGAUUCAGAAGAUCGCCAUCCUCUAUACCGAGAGCUACGGCAUCCACAGAAUGUACGACUUCAAGCCCUUUCAGGCCGGCGUCAUCGACAUCCCCGACAAGCUCACGAGCCUGGUUAUGCUUCGGGAGGAGCACGGCUGUAACUUCGAGGCUUUCUGGGCCCCGUUCAAGGCCAAGGGCGUCCGCCUCCUGGCCAGGCUGAGCCCCUCCACCGACAUCGUGCUCGAGGUCGUCAGCACCCGCGAGGGAGCUCGCAUGCAGUGGCUGCCCCAUGUUCUUGACGGAGACAUGAUCGAGGAGCAUUAUUGGCGGCUCCGUCUGUAA
This is a messenger RNA of Colletotrichum destructivum, 924 nucleotides long. RefSeq lists its product as uncharacterized. The coding region runs from base 1 to 924 and encodes 307 amino acids. The transcript has 3 exons. NCBI's taxonomy places the organism in Eukaryota, Fungi, Ascomycota, Sordariomycetes, Glomerellales, Glomerellaceae. The record is from RefSeq and is a predicted model, not a curated record.